This is a messenger RNA of Ilex paraguariensis (yerba mate), 1041 nucleotides long. The record is from the annotation of a GenBank genome assembly. Lineage: Eukaryota; Viridiplantae; Streptophyta; Magnoliopsida; Aquifoliales; Aquifoliaceae.
CUUGCCCCAUUUGUGUAGGUUCAUUUUUUUUUUAAGACAGUUUCUUCUUGAGCCUAUCCCUUCUGAUACAUCUCUCAUCUAACAAAGCCAGUCCUGAAAAUCUCCACAGAACUCCUUCCUCAAGAUGGCACUAAGCAACAAUGUCAUCGGAGCCAUCAACUUUGUAGUUAUGCUCCUAUCCAUUCCGAUAAUCGGCACCGGAAUAUGGCUGGCAACAGAACCAGACAAUUCCUGUGUGAAGAUCCUCCAAUGGCCUGUCAUCAUUCUGGGAAUCUUGAUCUUGGUUGUGGCUAUAGCCGGAUUCAUCGGAGGGUUCUGGAGAGUCCCAUGGCUACUCAUCUUCUACCUCAUUGCCAUGCUUGUUCUUAUAAUAUUGCUUGCUUGUUUGGUUGUCUGUAUCUACAUGGUUACUGUUAGGGGCCAUGGCCAUAUUGAACCUAGCAGGGCUUACUUGGAGUAUCAUCUUGAUGACUUCUCCGGUUGGCUUCGCCGGAGAGUUAGAAGUUCUUAUAAGUGGGAUAGGAUAAGGAACUGUCUUAGCUCCACCAGCAUGUGUGCAGAGUUGAACCAGAGUUAUAGGAUGGCUCAGGAUUUCUUUGAUGCUCACAUUAGCCCCUUACAGUCAGGAUGCUGUAAGCCACCAACAGAAUGUGGGUACACCUUUGUGAACCCAACAUACUGGAUUAGCCCAAUAAACAUGGCGGCGGACAUGGAUUGCCUACAGUGGAGCAACGAGCAGACGCAGCUGUGCUACGCCUGCGAUUCGUGCAAAGCUGGAUUGCUAGCAAAUCUGAAGAAAGAAUGGAGAAGAGCAGACAUCAUAUUGCUCAUAACCCUAGUUGCCAUGAUAUGUGUUUAUCUGAUAGGGUGUUGUGCAUUUAGGAAUGCCAAAACUGAGGACUUGUUUAGGAAAUACCGGCAAGGCUAUGUGUAAGUGAUGAUACUGUACGUGGCUGUAAUAGGGGCAGUGCGUGGGGGAUUGAAGAAGAAGAUGGGUGUCAAUUCAUUUUCUUUGUUUUGUGACUUUGUAUGAUUAUUUAA